UGCGGAGGGGCUCGGGAGGAGCAGAGGAGAAGGAGAAGGAGGAGAAGAGGAAGAAAAUGCAGGGGCAGAGGACUGGGUAUUCUGGAUCUAAGGUUAAGAGAGAUUGGAAUCGGAGUCGGAGUCGGAGUACUAGUGCUGUGGACGGGAUGGAUGGUGAGGCAAGGCUGAGAUUCGAGAUGCAAAUUUUGGAGGAACUAUUUGAAGGAGAAGAGCGACAGGCUUUGGGUUUUGGGGGAUGACAUGAUGAAAGUGAACCAAUGGACUAGGUUUGCUUUGUUUUGGAAUUGGUAAUUUUGUUU
This is a messenger RNA of Aspergillus glaucus CBS 516.65, 299 nucleotides long. RefSeq lists its product as uncharacterized. The record is from RefSeq and is a predicted model, not a curated record. The transcript has a single exon. The coding region runs from base 57 to 239 and encodes 60 amino acids. NCBI's taxonomy places the organism in Eukaryota, Fungi, Ascomycota, Eurotiomycetes, Eurotiales, Aspergillaceae.